UGUGACCCAGGUCACAGCAAAUGAACAGGAAGAAAAGAUGGCGGCGAGGAACGAGAAGAAUGGUCUGCUGGAGAAAUGGAGAAUUGAUGAAAAGCCUGUGAAGAUUGACAAAUGGGACGGUGCAGCUGUGAAGAACUCUCUAGAUGAUGCAGCCAAGAAGGUUCUGAUGGAAAAAUACGGCCAUCUUGAGAGUUUUAAUUUAGUUGAUGGACGUCUUGUCAUUUGCACAAUCUCGUGCCUUUUUGCCAUUGUAGCUUUAAUUUGGGAUUAUCUUCACCCAUUCCCUGAGUCCAAACCAGUACUGGCAUGCUGUCUUAUUACAUAUUUCGUAAUGAUGGGCAUUUUGACCCUGUACACCUCUUACAAAGAGAAGAACAUCUUCCUAGUGGCCAUGCAGAGAGACCCAGCUGGUAUGGACCCAGAUCACAUGUGGCAGCUCUCUUCUAGUCUAAAAAGGUUUGAUGACCAGUACACGUUAAGAGUGUCCUUUACAGAUGGGAAAACAAAGCAGUUGAGAGAGAUGGAGUUUACGAAGUCUGUCGGGAUUUUCUUCGACGAGAACGGAACGCUGGUGAUGGACCAAUUGGAAAAAUUUGUCUCAAAGCUCCAUGACACGUUGGCCGUAGAAAAGAAAACAAAGUAGCUUUUAGUGGAAUCAGGUGGCACCAGGCUUCAGCGGCCCUGUGCACACAGUAACAGUGGCUUUAGUGGGACAAAACAUAGAUGUUAUUGAGGGCUUUGUGUUCUGAGUUUAGCUCUCAAUUGUAAUAUUACAUAAGGUCAACACAGUGUUUUUUGUUGCUUAUGUUUUUGAACUGGUCCAAUUUUUUCCUUAAAUUUGUCAAAUUCAUUGUGAUGCUCUUAUUUUGAAGUAGGCUGUUAAGUCGCCUAAUAAGCAUAACAACAGUGUUCAUGAAAAUCUGUAUAUUUUAGUGCACUUCCAUAUUGCUUUUAGACAUUCGGAGGAUAAAUAAUAUUUUCAUAACAAGAUUAGUCACUUCUUACACUAAGGAGUGUUGGAUGCUCUCCCUGCCUAACAAUACAUGUCAUGCUUCAUAGACACAAUUCUCAAUCAAGAGUGUCUAAAACAAGUACUUUUGUGGUACAUCUUAGAACCAGUGUAAUAUAUAUUCCAAAAGACCUUAUUUAAACAUCUUUUUUGUCCAACCAUACUGCGAUUCUUUUUUUUUUUUCUAUUUAGAUUUUGUUGAAGCCUUUAAAGGACAACAACAAGCAAGAAGGGGCUGUAUCCAUCUUUGGUGCUGUACCCUUCGCCGCUUUGAUACUUCUGUGUUUUGACGUUUAUGCUUGAACCAGGGAUAAUCGUUUUCUGUCUCUUGAGGGUUGGAAGUGGAUUGGUUUUGGCCUGUUUUCACACUUGAGAGAAUAAACCUGGAUUCCUCAUGUUUUUUUCUUUGUCAUCCACAUGCCAUUUUCAAGUAGAUGUAAUUUAUUUUGGAAAGGUUAGACAUAUACAUGUGGAUGCAGAUGCUUUCUCCAAAUUGUGAAGAAACUGGUUCCAGAAAUGAGUUCCACAGAGGAGUCACGUUUUUUUUGUCAAAAAAUAUUCAGCUUCAGCUUUCUAUAUUGGUUGUGCCUGUUCUUCUCAAGUUACAAAUAAAGUGACAAGGCAUUUUUAAAAGG
Triplophysa dalaica is the source of this 1644-nucleotide messenger RNA. RefSeq names its product signal peptidase complex subunit 2 (gene spcs2). Bases 38 to 643 code for a protein of 201 amino acids. Gene Ontology annotation, cellular component: signal peptidase complex; membrane. Gene Ontology annotation, biological process: protein targeting to ER. Lineage: Eukaryota; Metazoa; Chordata; Actinopteri; Cypriniformes; Nemacheilidae. The transcript is spliced from 5 exons. The record is from RefSeq and is a predicted model, not a curated record.